UUGUCCAAGUUCAGUGCACGAAGACCUGGGACCCGGAUGUUAAUGGAGUUCUUGGCAAUUUUGCUAUUGUUUAGUGUUGUUUCGUAUGUUUCUCAACACAAAUGGACGGUAAUGUUUCACCUUUUCCACUGUAUAUAAUUUUAUCCAUAUACUAUAAUUAAACACUUCUUUUCUUUGGCUGUAAUUUUUUUAUUAAUAAUCAUCCGUACGCUUUAAUGUCUGUAGAAAUUCGUUCGUGGUGGCAAGUCCCAUGCAUUGCCCACUUCUGUUCGCUGUUUCGAUCUGCAUUCGCUUUGACAGAUUUUGAAAUCGAGGUGAGUUUCUACGAAGCUUUAUUAUGUGAGCAGUUGUUAAACUGAUUGUAGUUGUUUAUCCGGUAUUUUAUGGAGCCCAAUUGUACGAAGGUCAUUCGGUUGUACUAUUAUUUUUCGACGGGUCAACAUCGCGUGUCAGACAAUCGCCAGUCGGUAUUUCUACAAAGACAAACUAUUUGUAAAAAUUGGCAAUAGUCCUCGCUUUUGCCACAAUGUAACCUCCAUCCUAGUUACUAUUUUACUUAUUUUUGUACAGGAUUUGGAAGAUGCAUUGAUGAUAUCAGGGGGACAAGAGGAGAGUCGAUUUUUGGCUGACUUGCAUGCUCGUCUAUUACGAGGACUGUUUAGCAAGAAAGCAGAAAUUAAGUACGUUUAUAUUUUCCCCGUUUAUUAACUUAAAUAUGUUUGCGCUUUGAAUGUAGAAUUGGUUUAUUUAGCAUAUUAUCACAAAAUAAUUUGAACGUUUUUGAUGUGGACUAAAAGUCAUUACAGCUCUUUAUAUUUGCCCAUUAUGUAAGGCUAUUAUAGCAAUAUCUUUAUAUUUUUCCGCGUAAAAUUCUCUUGGUUAAUUUGUGUUUCAACACAAUAGACGAAUUCGUUUUUCGUGGGAAUGCAAAUAACAUUGUUUUAAAAGCAAAGGGAAGUUUCCCGAACCAAUAAAUAUACGCGAAAAGCUUGUAAGCAUUGCCAAAUUAAUAUUUAUAUUGGAUACUUAGUGGGUAGUAUUUUUCUAUAAAAGCAAGUGAGAAUUGUAGAUAAUACGAUUAAUUUUAUGUUCAAAUUAAUCGUAUUAUUUACAAGUGUUUCGUUUGGUUUUACAGAAGAAUACUGCCUACUAUAUAAAAACAUAUUCAAUAGUUACAUUCAAUUAUAUAUAUUUUUUACUUCAGCGCGGACAAUUUUGAGCCUUAUCUAUCAGAAGUAUUGAAAGUUCGAUGGGCUGAUGACUCGAGAUUAAAACGGAAAAACCUCCUUGAAACAACAAGCUACAAGUAGGAUUAACAAAUUGUUUGUUUAUAGUACACUAAGUACAGUGCAAUGUUACCUUGUUGUUAUUCCAAACGUCGUUGCUACAGUAUAUCUAUAUUUCAAAUAGAAUAUUUAUGUUUAUUACACAUUCACACUUUAUGAUUGGUCAACAAUCUGUGGAUAAUUCUCAACAUAUAUGGUUAUUGUCCCAUUAUUUCAGCAUGCAAUAAUUUUUUUUUUAAUAGAAAUUCAGUCGAAAAAAUAGAUAAUAGCAUGCUGUAGGGGCCAAGCCUCCAGUGUGAUCGGCAGCUUGUUAAAAACUCACAGAAUUUUAGAAGCAAAAACAAUCAUAAUUUGUGCCAGCACCCUCCCCUUGAUGAGUAAAUCGUAUAAUAAUAUAUAUUGUUAUAUAGUUAGGGUCAAAGUUCAAUUUUUCUGUUUGCCGAUUGCUCAAAACCGCGUCACGUGCCGGUUCACAAAACGUCAUGUUCGGCAACCGGUCCGCAAUCAAACAUUUAUUGACUGGUCAAUAAUAAAAUGGGUGCAAUACGCAUGUGUGUCAACCAUGAAGUUCCAAAGUUCAUUUUUAAAACUUUUUACUAAACAUUUACGGCGUUCUAUUUAUCCAGUUCUGGUUUCAAAUUAAUUAAGUUCACUCCAAUAACCGGUGAAUUAUUCAUACUUUGAUAGUUUGACACUCAUAUACUAUAUAACAAAACACUUAUUUACUGAGACCUCGGGAAAGCAGUGUGUUUUGUGGCCCUUCGACCGCCAUUGUUGCCCUCGGCUUCGCCUCGGGCAACAACAGCAGUCUCGGGUCCACAAAACACACUGUUUCCCUCGGUCUCAGUAAAUAAGUGAUAAAUCUCUGCCAUGGGCUUAAAUGAUCAAAGUCUCAAAAUGGAGUUAUUCCACUUCCUCAAAAAAUAUAAAAUGAUGUUCAUGUCUAUCAUUUGACUUCUGCGAGAGUGUGAUUGCAUUUAAAAGUAGAACAGACAGAAAUAAAGCCAAUUAAAGGCUGUUUUUCAACCCGGGUUGAAAUGUUUCGUCAAUUACAGCACACGAUGAUUUUCAGCCUGGGUAGCUUCAACCGGGCUGAAAUUUCUGUCAUGUAAUCGCUUGCUGUGUUUUAUGGUGGCUCGAAAAAUCACAAAAACCCUGCUCAAGAAUCGCAAACAAAACCCCGGGUGACCAUUUUUACGCACGGGUAGCAGAAACUGAUUAACAAAAUGAAAGAACUUCCAAAAUGACCUGAUGUGAGCAGUUGCUCGCGCCAUAUCACGUCAUUGCAUGUGUCCAUCUCAUGUCAUUAAAAUUUUCCAUUUUAGAAAAACAAUGCACUAUAUAUCUCUCUAUUUCGUCUGGUGACCUAUGUUCAAAUUUUGCAUGCUGUAUUGCACCGCUAAAAACUUUCAUUAUACAAAAAAUAAAAAAUUCUGUGAUGCCAAAAACAUUUUACUGAAGAGUGUGACAUUUUUUGCAUUUUCCAAAAAAAUGGCAUUACAGAAUUGUUUUAUGUUUUGCUAAUUGUUAGCUUUUUUUCCAAGUAAAAUAAUGCAGGAAAAAAAAUUGGGGGUCACCAUGCUUCUUUUCCAACUAUACAAGGCGAUAGACCAUUUUAGAGUCAAUUUCGUACACAUAUGUCGUCAUAGCAAUGAACUAUUUGUUACUAAAACUAAUAUAAUUUGAAAGUAGAGAUAACAAAAUAUAUAAAACUGGCAAAAACCCCCAAUAUCUGCUGAAUAAAUCCUAAAAAUGUGUAGUUUGAACAUGUCAAAGUGUUGAACACCUGAAUGUUUGAAAAGUGUAUCGAGCCACCUUAAAUUAAUUGGAUUUUAUCUUUAGGCCAGGCUGAAACUCAGCCUGGGCUGGAAAGUCUUCGUAUAAUCAGACCUUAAGUAUAGUAUAUGAUGAGUAUAAGUAUGUAUAUGUUUUAGUGACUCAUUCAAUUCAGAGAGAGUGGCAGGGUGUGCCUAUAAAUGGUGAUUUUUAUUAAAAAAUGUUGGAAAUUUGUAAAUAUCUGGUUAUAGCCCUGAUGCACCCUGCUUCAUUAUUUUACUAACACCAGACAAUACCUAAUACCGAUACCUGCCUAAUACCAGACGAUAGGGAGAGUGUUUCCACCACUGUCAAAUAUUGAUUUUGCCAGCUUAAGGAGGCUCCCUGCAGUUUACAAUAUAUGUCAGUGUUUUAAACUAAAAGCUAUUUGAAUAUAAAAAACUAACUUUUUGCACAAGCCAUCAUUUCCUCUUAUAUAAAAGAGUAACCCACAAUCACUACUCUUGACAUUACCAUGACAACAUGACGUCACCAUCUAUAUGGCCUAUAUCAACCAAAAAAGCUGUCUUAGUGGACAAAUACUUACGGUGACCUACCUUUUUUAUUGCAGAAAAUACAUUGUUAUGAAGUUUUGAAUCUUUUUUGAAAGUUAUUUGAAAAUCGCCAGUGUAUUUUUUCGAGAAACUGAAUUUCAGCCUUUAACAUUGCACUUUAGCCUUUGGAAAGGCUGAAAUUCAGUUUCUCGAAAAUUACACUGGCGAUUUUCAAAAAACUUUCAAAAAAGAUUCAAAUUUCAUAACAAUGUAUCUUAUGUAAUAAAAAGGUAGGUCACCACGGUUAUUUGUCCGCUAAGUCGGCUUUUUUGGUUGAUAUAGGCCAUGGUAACAUGAAGAGUAGCGAUUGUGGUUUAAAACUACUUUUUUAUUUAAGAGGAAACAAUGGCUUGUGCAAAAAAUUAGUUUUUUUAGAUUCAAAAAGCUUUCAGUUUAAAACACUGAUAUAUAUUUUUUUGGGUACUGUAGGGAGCCUCCUUAAGAGACUCUCAAAGGCAAACAAUUGGUUAUUGCAAUCAGUCAGAUAUCAAUGGAUUGACAUGACAUGAUAGUUAUGACAUGAUUUGAAGUGACAAUGUGCCACUUUAUUAUUUUACUCUUUCUAAAGCCAGAUGAUUUUACUCGUCAAGGGGAGAGUGCUGCCACUCAAUGGGUUAAAAUUCUAUUGCACUCUCAGUGAAAUGGGAUUUUUUAUUCAAUAUCAUGCAUGAUCAUACAGUAAUUAGCAGAAUUUAAUAAGGUGUUAUAUAAUCUGAAAUGUGUAUAUUGAUCUAACUGUGUUAAAACUAAAUUUUAAACCACCCAUACUUGCUGGAAUUAAUAAUUGUGAAUUCAUUAUAGGGACUUAUCAAUUUUGGACAAAGUAGAGAUACUACAUAGUUUGUGUGACUGGAGACUUGAUUGUGAUGAUGUUCCUGACCAUCUAAAGGUUCUCCUUUACAUUUGUUCAUUUUCAUUUAAAGGUGGCAUGAAAUGAAUCAUUUUAUUGUCUCAUUUGAAAGAGUUGCACAGUAACUUUUGUUACAGUUUUUAGUAAGAUAAUUUGAUUUUUUUAUCAGCACUGCCAACAUUCCAACAAAUUAAUGUCAUACAGACAUAAUGGCUGCAUGUUCCAGUUUUGACAAAAAUACUAACAAAAAAAGUACCGUACUGAUAAUAUUCAACCUAAGUUUCGCCAAAAAUUCAAUUCAUGAAAAGAAACCUGAUCUACAAUAGAAAACUCAUGGCACUUGACAGUAGCGUAAAGUGAGUUCCUGUUUAAAUCUAUACACAGUUGCAUUUGUAUUCUAGCAGAAUUUGAAAUCUGCAGCAUAUCAAUAUCAACAAGAUAUUUGAUGUGUUGGUGUAAUGUACUAUACACCGUAAUGUACUAUACACUGUAAUGUACACCAACACAUCAAAUAUCAUGAUUAUCAGAUUACACUGAUAUCGAAGGAACUAGACUCCGAAAUAUCGCAUACUCGAACCGACCUGACCGCAUAGCUCAGUUGGCAGAUGUUGUGCAUUGGGCUAGUAUUCCAAAGGUCGUAGUUGUUGUUGAGCAUUGGGCUAGUAUUCCAAAGGUCGUAGGUUCGAAUCCUACCGUGGUCAGGCAUAUUUUUCAAGCCUGCCCGGUGUGGAUAUGCACUCAGAGUAACAUCACACAAGCAUCUACAAGAUACUAAAAUUUGGUUUUGGAUACCAAACUGUUAAUGUGAAAUACAACAUUUCAAACAGUAGAAUUUAAAUGUUGAUUGUUCCAGUGCUUCUGAAUGCUAUGAGUCUGCUACCUUGACAAUAAACAGCAGGCUAAUUCAUGAAUGAUUGGUCAUGAUUGGUCACUGACUUUGUCACUGUGUUGUAUUAUCUCACUUGGUCAUGCUGUAAGUUUCAAAUCCCGACUCAUAUUUAAAUACAUACGCAAUUCACAUUACAUAUCAAGACUGAAUUAUCUUACCAAUAAGCACAAAAUUAAAAGGAGAAUAUGUGAAUGAACUUAUUUUACAGUUAUGAUUAUUCUUUAAAAUGGGACUAAAAAAUUUGUAUUCAUGUAUCAUGUCACUCUUUGAGAUCUUAAUAUUAGAAAAACAGGCUGCAAUUUUCUGAUUGAUUUUUGCUAUUUGGGAAUCACAUCAGAGAAUAUGCUAAAAUAAAUCUUUUUUGAAUUCAAACACUGCUAUAACGCAUGCAUGUUGAUAAAAUAGGGAGCCAGGGUGUUAGCUAGCCCAUAUACUGUCUGUUUCACAGACUCUACCCAACUGAAGUAGCCAAGGGGUUUUCCCAACUGGGUUUACUGGAAGAUUUUCAUUUUUUUCUGAUGAGAAAGUUCAUUGCGUUUGAUUUUAUAUUAUUAUAUCAAAGAACGUUUUAUUUACUUUUUCCCAUUAACUAUUUUCUCAAAAUGUAUCGUGUUUAAUUCAUAUUGGGUGACUGUGUAUUCACUGAAAUGAAAUGUACAAAACAAAGUGUAAUCGGUGUACUUCCGUGUUCAUUCACCGGAAAUUAAAUAUACAAAACAAAGUGCCAUCGGGUGCAUUUUUCAGUGUUCAUUUACCGGAAAUGAAAUGUACAAAACCAAGCCACCGUUGUUUGCAUCGAAAGAGAAACACGUUGGGAAAAAAAACACUAUUUAUUCCUGCACAAGAACAUUGAUCGGUCAAAAAAAACUUUCCCAAUUUACGUUUAACGGACAAAACUUUUUUUCUGGCUAUUAUAGUGAGUUUUUGUCGUAUUAAAAGGAUGCAUAGGAAAAAGAAUAUGGCUAAAACUUUUUCGAAAUAUUCAAAAGAAACGACAGCCAUUUUGUCAGUUUUUCCACUUUGCAAAGCUGUAAUUUCCUUAAGAUUUUGAUGAAGAAGAUUCCUGCACCAUGUUGAUUUAUUUUUCACUUCAAUAUUUUCACAUUCAACACUAGAGUAUGGAGGCAGACAGUCUUCGCGUUGAGCCGCUGGGUCGGGACGCAGAAAACAACACCUACUGGUAUUUUUAUGGCACGAGAUUGUAUAAAGAAUAUGUAGAGAAGCCAAACAAGGAAAUGAAAGGCAAGGGAAGAAAAAAGUUGGUGAAAAAGAAGAAAAAGAAAUUUAAAAAGAAGAAAAAAGUGAAAAAGCAUUCCAGUUCAGAAUCUGAAUCCCCGACGUCUAGGUAUGUCUUUCGUUUUCUAUAGUAGUAUAUUGACAUUCCUCAUAGAAUGCGGGC
Messenger RNA from Paramuricea clavata, 6793 nucleotides. The record is from the annotation of a GenBank genome assembly. NCBI's taxonomy places the organism in Eukaryota, Metazoa, Cnidaria, Anthozoa, Malacalcyonacea, Plexauridae.